This is a messenger RNA of Dreissena polymorpha, 447 nucleotides long. RefSeq lists its product as uncharacterized. NCBI's taxonomy places the organism in Eukaryota, Metazoa, Mollusca, Bivalvia, Myida, Dreissenidae. The transcript is spliced from 3 exons. The record is from RefSeq and is a predicted model, not a curated record. The coding region runs from base 76 to 447 and encodes 123 amino acids.
AACAAACGUUUACAAUUAUAUCUCGAGCAAUCUGCGGAAAUUCCUCGAGGCAGAAAACAGAAGCAACUGGAAUCAAUGGAGGACUUUACCCGAUUCUUAAAACCCUAUCCAGAAAUCCGCCCCUUCGCUGAGUCGCUUGCCGAGACUGGACUCUACCAUAUGCCGCCAGGAGCUUGUUACACCCAGCAGACGUCAAGGUGGUCUCAUACGAGCCUCGCUCUGGCUACAGCGCGCCUCAGACGCACAUUUCUCGAACGCAGACAGGCCGAGAUUAACGCCGAGGACGCGCUAUUGAGGCAACGACAACUGAUGAAAGACAAAAAGGAACAGCUGGAUCGCGCAUGCGUUCUUUAUGACCAGAGACUCGUCCAUAAUCUGCCGGUACAGCAGGAACGCAAGGACGAGAUCAGAAACACUGCUCUUCAAAAAGAAGUGAUAAAAUGGUAA